AUGGCGGGCUGGGUUUAUAAACCUCCGCCAGAUGAACACAUGAGUUUGAAGGCCACUUGUCUCUGCUGUCUGUCACGUAUGCACAUGCAGGAAGGUCUGUCAGCAUCAGCAUCCUUACUUUUCACCCUGGAGGGCACUGGAGCGCAAAGACAGCUCUUCAUCAUGAGGUCCUUCUUCCUACUGCUCUUCACCCUGUUGUUGGUGUCCCACGGAUCUUCGGCAGUCAUCACAGGGGCCUGUGAGAAGGACUCUCAGUGUGGAGAAGGCAUGUGCUGUGCAGUGAGCUUGUGGAUCCGCAGCCUGCGUAUGUGCACGCCCACGGGCCAGAAAGGAGACGACUGUCACCCUAUGAGCCACAAGGUUCCUUUCAAUGGGAAAAGACUCCACCACACUUGCCCCUGCCUGCCCAACCUGUUGUGUAUCACCACAGAGGAGGGGAGAUCCAAAUGUCACCCACCAUACAGCUAUUCCAAUUACUACCUCUGAGACACUUACAGUUACACUGUUUGCCACUAGCACUGUUCUGCCUUUAA
Perca fluviatilis (European perch) is the source of this 533-nucleotide messenger RNA. It is a transcript of the gene prok2, whose product is annotated as prokineticin 2. The record is from RefSeq and is a predicted model, not a curated record. NCBI's taxonomy places the organism in Eukaryota, Metazoa, Chordata, Actinopteri, Perciformes, Percidae.